Messenger RNA from Racocetra persica, 1278 nucleotides. The record is from the annotation of a GenBank genome assembly. NCBI's taxonomy places the organism in Eukaryota, Fungi, Glomeromycota, Glomeromycetes, Diversisporales, Gigasporaceae.
AUGACUGACACCAUUAGAAAGACAGAAAAAGAAAAGAAAAAUAGUUCUUUUAAAAAAGAAGUUAUUGAAAGAAUAGAAAGUUCAUUAGCAACAAGAAACCUAAAUAUAGAAGAUUUGGAAUUAAAUAAUCGUGGCUAUAAAGAAGAAAUCAACAGGAUUAAAAUUGAUGAUUCAGAUAAGUCGUUUGAAGAAAUAACUGGUAUUGAAAAAAGGGUGAAAACUGAUAUGGAGUUUAAAAGAAAAAUGCUGAGCAGGAAAAAUAGUAAGAGUGAAAGAGAACUCGAUGUUAAUAUGGAUAUAUAUGAAAAAGAAUCCGCUCAUGGCUUAAAAAGUAUAGGAAAAAAACUAAAGCAGAAAGCAGUAAAGGUAGUAAAAAGUCAUAGUAAUCCACAAGUUCUAGAAGCAAGUAGUGGCCAACAGCAGUGGGAAUAUGUUACUCAUCCAGAAGACUUGGCAAGAAAACAAAAAAUAAUCGAAUCACCAGUUCGAAGGUUAAAAGAAGAGUCCAAGAAGGUUGAGGCUGAUUACCAGAAACUGAUAGAUGAUAAAAAUAAGGAAAUAAAUCAACUAAAACAACAAAAUCAGGAUCUCGAAAAAAAAUUAUCUGGCUUAUUGCAAACUAAACAACAUGAAAUUAAAGAGAUAGAAAGUCAAAAAAAUAACGAGUUCAUAAAACAAUCUGCAAUAGAGAUACCAUUAACCUUAACUCCAGGAAAUAAAAAAACGAAUGACCUGCAACAAGUAGUGGUUAAAAACGUCAAAGUUGCAGAUUUAGAAGCAGAUAUAAGAAAUAAUCAGAACCGUUUAGAAAAAUUAGUUUCUUCUGCUAAGAAUGAAUUAAAAAGUAACAGCAUGAAUCCCCAAAAAGCCAAAACCAAAACUGACGAUUAUCAAUCUUACUUAGAUGAAUUUUUAAAAUUGCAAGAAUUAAUUACUAAUUCUGAAAAUAAUAGCGACCAAGAAAUUCCUAAGAAGUUAGGAGAGAUUCGCAAAAUUAAGGAGCAAGUGAUUAAAUUGGAAAUACAGAAACUUGCUAUGAUAAAAAACAGAGCAAAUCUCCUUCCUCUAGAAAAUUUUAGUGCUGAUUUUCAACCGCAAGUAUUAACUACUCAACGACAAAACUUAAAUACUGCUGAUUUUACUCAUGUUGUUUCUUUUAUUGAUGACUCUUCUUCAAAGCCUUUACCAUCCAGGCCAACGGAGGAAGAAAAUAACGCUCAACAGGAACAAAAUAAUCAAGAAGUUCAAAUCCAAAUACCACCUAAAAGCAAUAAUUAA